UUUGUUGUUUGUACCCGGCUUUCACUUUCAUCUCUCAACUUCCUUUCUUUCCUUCCUUUCCCUCCUCUGUUUUACAGUUUCACACCAAACCCAAUCAAAAACACACGUCCUUAAUUUAGUUAUUAUAUUAAUCUAAACUAAUUAAUAUACAUAUAAUAUAGUAUUAGUUGUAGAAUGACAAUUGCUUUGUUUUCGAGACCUUGAAAUUGGAACCAAUCAGGGUUCAGAGUCAGAGACACACAGUCACAGAGAGAUUGAUCGCUCUCUGAAUCUCAAAGAGAGAGAGAGAGAGAGAGAGAGAGAGAGCGAGAUGGCUAUACUGUACGCUGUGGUGGCUCGAGGGACGGUGGUGCUGGCGGAGUUCAGCGCGGUCACGGGGAAUACAGGCGCGGUGGCGAGGCGGAUCUUGGAGAAGCUGCCGUCGGAGGCUGAUUCGAGACACUGUUUCUCUCAGGACACGUACAUCUUUCACAUACUUCGAUCCGAUGGCCUCUCUUUCCUCUGCAUGGCCAACAACACCUUUGGCAGGAGGAUUCCUUUUUCUUACUUGGAGGAUAUUCACAUGAGAUUCAUGAAAAACUACAGUAGAGUAGCCAACCGUGCACCUGCUUAUGCAAUGAAUGAUGAGUUUUCAAGGGUCUUACAUCAGCAAAUGGAAUUUUUCUCUAGUAAUCCUAGUGCAGAUACCCUAAACCGAGUUAGAGGGGAAGUUGGUGAGAUACGUACUAUCAUGGUGGAGAACAUUGAGAAGAUUCUGGAGAGAGGUGACCGGAUUGAACUUCUAGUUGAUAAAACUGCAACAAUGCAAGACAGUGCAUUUCACUUCAAGAAACAGUCCAAGCGACUUCGUCGAGCUCUCUGGAUGAAAAAUGCCAAGCUAUUGGCACUGUUGACAGGCUUGAUUGUUGUGUUGCUGUACAUAAUAAUUGCUAUUUGUUGUGGAGGCAUCACCCUACCUUCCUGCAGAUCUUGAUUUCUACCGGAUAUUAGCUCUACUGAGGUAUGCAACAGAUGGCUUUUUAAAUGAUGUCAGUCCGAUUCUGUUAGAGAAGCUCUGAAGGUUUCAUGGUUCAGAUUUUUGACAGUUAUAUGGAAAUAUGAUAUCUUUAUCUCUGCAAGGUUCCAGUAAUUAUCCCGAUGCUUCUCUUGCCGUUGUUGCACUUGAUGUGAGUAACCAAUGUUUAUCUUUGGAACCCUGAUGAGUGCUGUUGCAGUGCUAUGCUUCAUCUCUGUAUUUUGUAUAUGUAUGAAUUUAUAGUAUAUUCAUUAUUUGGUAAAAAGGUUUUUUUUGGUGUAAUUUCAACACUCAAUAUGCUAUUACAUACAAGUAUUCCGUCAA
Quercus robur (English oak) is the source of this 1339-nucleotide messenger RNA. RefSeq names its product vesicle-associated membrane protein 714. Gene Ontology annotation, cellular component: membrane. The transcript has 4 exons. Gene Ontology annotation, biological process: vesicle-mediated transport. The record is from RefSeq and is a predicted model, not a curated record. Lineage: Eukaryota; Viridiplantae; Streptophyta; Magnoliopsida; Fagales; Fagaceae. The coding region runs from base 311 to 973 and encodes 220 amino acids.